GGUGAUCCUUUUAGCAAAAUGAAUGAACCUAAUAAAACACCAAGUAUUGACUCACAAAUAAAAGAGUACAUUAAUAAUACAUGUCAAAGAGCUAUAACAACACUGUUUAAUAGAGUAAAAGAACUGAUAGACCAACAAAAAGAAGAGCAACAACAAUGGAAUAACAACUAA
Molecule: messenger RNA, 171 nt
Organism: Cetraspora pellucida
Lineage: Eukaryota; Fungi; Glomeromycota; Glomeromycetes; Diversisporales; Gigasporaceae
Source: the annotation of a GenBank genome assembly